Messenger RNA from Nothobranchius furzeri (turquoise killifish), 18872 nucleotides. The record is from RefSeq and is a predicted model, not a curated record. Lineage: Eukaryota; Metazoa; Chordata; Actinopteri; Cyprinodontiformes; Nothobranchiidae.
AUUCCCAACAGAAGCGGUUUGAGCACUGGGUUCGGAGAAAACGCUAAAUACUGGACCCUGGAAAAAAACUGGAAAAACAAGUGAACGAACCAUUAAACUACGUUUAUAUUAACGUUCGUUGUGAAUCUAGGGCCCAUUUUUACGCAGGAGAGCCCCCCUUUUUCUGUAAAGCACAGCGAAACACACAGGAGAACUACCCAAUUACAGGAAAAGAGAAGUAUGAAUUUAAAUGAUUUUGUGGUGCUUCCUAACAGCAAGGCCAGAUCUGUCAAGCCCAAUGCCAGAAACCUGCAAAAGCUGCAAAUGGACACGGUUACUCUCGCCAGUGAGAGCAAGGAAAUGGAAGACAAGCUGCUACAGCUGAGAGACAACAUGAGUAAAGAGAAGGAGGAGAGAAGACAUUCAAAAGAGUUGAGGUGGAUAUCUGGACGACCUGUUCCUCUACCAAACAGCAGCGGGAGAAACAGGGACAGCAAAAUACAAAAGCUGUCAGCAGGUAAAAUGAAGAUCAGAGUGCUGAAGGACGAUUCGCUGACAGCUCCUCCUCAGCCACGGCCUUCACCUGCAGGUUCUAACGUUGGUUUUGUGAUGACACGAAGAAGCAAAGUGAAGGAAAUAACCAAGCGGUGUGAAACAGAACCUGCUGGAUUAACAGACUCACUGACUCAUGUGAGCGGUCAAGACGCCAGCUGCUUUCAGGAACAGAUUAUCUCUGACUCCUUUCCCAGUAACUUUAAUCCUGGUUCUGGUAAGAGCUCCAGUUCCAAUCACACCAGCGCAUCCAAUGCAAUAACCAGGCGGAAAGAUGAGAGCCCACAGAAAGGAACAAAGGUCAAAGGAAAACUUGAGAAAUACCUCAGUGACUGCAGCCAGGAGAAGAUGGUGAUAAUGGAGGACGAUAGGAAAGGAUGGGCCUCCCCUGUUCUUACAGGGCAGUACAGCGAGGAGGAGUCUGCACGAUCUUUCCAAGAAGCUCUGAUGAAGUGGAGGGCAGAGAGAAGUGGUGGGGCAAAGCAGACUAGGACAAUGGAGGAAAUACAAAUGCCUCCUAAAUCAGUGUCAGCCAUAGUGACCCAGACGGACCUCCCUCUAGACAGAGAUGCUGAAGGACAAAGAGGCGGUGAGAAGGAGAGGCAAGCUGUCAAGGUGGAGUUUACAGAAAACAACCUCACCCACAUGGAUAGAUUGCUCCUCAAGAAGCACCGCAGAACACCAGUUGAAAGCUGUGGUCCAUCUCUGGCCGUUGCCAUUGACCUAAAAUCACUAACCAGAGACACAGAGGAGGAGGAGGAGGAGGAGGAGGAGACAUCUUACUGCCUAAAUGCUGAUGAAGAGGAUUUUCAUAACUACUGUGCAUCACUGUUAGCUGUCCCCAACAGCAGCAGCAAACCUGAGCCACAGGUUUCCACACCCACACCUUUCAUUUUCAUCAAGGUCCUGGAAGAGACACCCAGAGACGUGAAGAGAGACCCUGCAGAACCACAGAAGAGACAGAACAGACAAAUCGAUACUGUUCAGCAGAGUUCCCGAAGCGAACAUAGUUCUUCUAGACAUGCGUCCUUCAAAGCUGACCACUUCCCUCUAGAUUCAACACAGCCACCCAAACAGCCUGUGAAACCAGCCAAGGUUCAUUCAUCUGACAAUCACAAUCCCAAACCAAAGCAGUCAGGCAAAGAAUUUCCUUCUGAAAGUAAGACAUCAUCUUAUCCUAUUUCUGACAACCUUGGAACAUCAAAGAAGUCAGUCAAGACACCAACUCCACAGUCAUGUAGGCCCGUUGGCUCUCACGCUAUCCACAAAUCAAAAGUACACCACGGGUCACCACAACUUUCAUCCUCAUUACCCCAUUCACGAUGUGAAAUCACCAAUCCUUCCCACUCCCCUGAUUCACUUUUCACUGAUGUUUCAGUUCUGGAUGGAAACUUGUCAAAAAUCCCCAAAGAGUAUCUUUCCUCUUGUUCAUCAGCAGGGUUUCCCCUGAGGUCUACUUUCACAGUUUCACCAUCAAGUUCUACUCUGUUGGACUUAUUGCCAAAGGUUUACCACUCAGCCCCACAACAAAAAGGCACAGACUCAUCUCUCUUGUCACAAACCGCCCCCUCCCAGUUGUUUGCAGAAACAAGCUCAUCUCUGGAGAUUCGUGAAGCUCCAGCAGGCAAUCUCUUCUUCCCACAGCAAUCCCAAGAUUCCACGAGUGACCUCCAGUUUCUUCCAUCAGAAAAUCAACCCACACAUUCUUUAUCACCUGUUUCGUUUCAACUUCAACCACCAGUGAAGUCCUUGGAACCCGUUUUGUCAAUAGUGAGCCCCGUCCCAAGCCAUGGUUCUGUUUAUUCCAACAGAAUGUCAGAUCUCAAAUAUAGAGAUGAUCCAGUUUUUGUGUCAUCAUCGUCUAAUUUCCACAAGUCAAUUCUGUCACAUCAGGAUAGACGUCUCCUCUCAAAUGUCAUCAACGGUCCUGGGAAAACCGACAGGAUCAAGGAGCCAUCUGUAGACGGUGGAGAUGAAAUGUCCAGUGAUAGCUUGGUUUUGGCUCCACAUGAAGGAGACUCUUCAGAGGCAGAUCAGCUGGCUGAUGCACGAGAACAGGAGUCGAAACCACUCAUGGUGAUGCAACACCAGAUUGCUGGGUCCGGAUCAGAGUGGUUCUGUGAUGUGGACGAAUUUUCACCUUCAGGUUUGGACAUGGAUGCUGGACACUGCGACUCACCAGCCUAUGCACACUGCGAUCGAUUUCACGCAUGCCAACUUUCAGUGCAUGGCUCAGAUCCAACAGACGGGAGCUGUGAUGUCCGGGACACAGCCCAGCUGCUCGUAUUUGUCCGGGGGAUAACGGACUUCAAGCUCACAGAGGAGCGGGCAGCAAUGCGGUCGAUGAGAGGGACAACGACAGGGAGUGAUCUUUUUACAGAGGUAAAUGCGUGCAUGGACACUCUGGGAUUGAAAUGGGAGAGAAUGUCACAGCCGGGCGUACACUGUGCGACUUUUUCACUUUUUUGAGCCGAUUUUCCAGUCGUGCGAGAAGCCACGACAUCGGGGCGAGUUUUGCGCCGAGCGGUCGUGUAGUGUACAGGGGGUUACGAGAGGCGAUUAACACCACGUGACCAGCCGCCGAUCAGCAGUCGUGAGGUCGCACUCUGGUGUGUUUAAUAUUUCGCUCGUCCCUCGUGAGGGUAUCGCACUGUUGAAGCGGCGCUGCGAGCAGCUGCGACCCAAAAAGUAUCAGAACCACUCACGGCGCAUGCGCGCGCAAUCCUGCAUCAACACUUGUCGCUCGCUAUUUCCCUAAUAACACACGCUGUUCGUUUUUGUUUCUACACGUUUUUUUUACUCACAAAGAUUGUCAAGAAAGUGUGUUUGUCGUGUUCAUGUCAAAUUAAACUGAUCACAAAACACAGAUUUACUUUCUUUAUUUCGUUUUCCUCAUCCAACCCCCAUAAAUCCCUGUGUGUCCUCCAGCAGCACUCCUGAAGGACAACAGGCAAAACAAGACAAAAAAGUCUAACGUGUUGAGUAAAAACUGCUAUUUUUAGCACAUUUUUAGGGCCGACGUGUUGCUACCAGACGUACAGUGUGAGCAGUCAGGUCGCAUGCGAGAACUGGGUCGUACAGUGUGAGCACAUGACUCGUGAGAUCUGCUCUGCGGGGAAGUCGUACAGUUUGAGCUGAAGCUGAGUGCUGCAAGUGAAAAAGUCGCACAGUGUACGUCCGGCUUUACAGGGAAAAAUGUCGGACUUUUGAAACGCAUGCAAGAUAAAGUGACAGAAAUCGAUGCAGAUCAAAAAUAGGUGUUUUUGCAUUGUAUUAUACACCAACAUGUGUUGUGCAAGUCAGUGCUAAAAAUCAACCAUGUUACUGAUGUUGUUACUAAAAUAAUAAACUUCAUCAGGGCGCGGGCGAUGAAUCACAGACAGUUUGUGGCUCUUGUGGAGGACUCCACACAGCUGUCAGAUGGCUCAGCCUGGGGAAAGUGCUGAAGAGGGUUUGGGACUCGAAAGCAGAGAUUCAGGAUCUCUGCUGGAUUUCUACUCUUCUCUUAGGAGGAUUUUCCAAACCUGAAGAGACAUGCUCAGAAGAUGUUGGUUCUCUUCAGCUCUACCUAUUUGUGAACAAACAUUUUUCAAUGAUGAAGUUUACAAAAUCCAGGUAAAGAUCCUCUCUCACUGAUGAUCAUUUGUCAGCUGUGCUUCGCUUCUCCACCUCAGACAUCCAACCUGACUUUGAUGCACUCGUUAAAGCCCAGCAGAGACUAGAUUUCUCUCACUGAAUAAGAAAAAAAUUGCUUAAAAACACAAAAUAAGGUGUUUGGACCACAAAUGUAGGCAACUAGCAGUGAACUGGGACACUUUUUUUAAACCUCUUUCUCAAGAUCACAGUUCAGUGAUUUUAUUUUACAGACGAUACUGUGUGUCUGUAGAAUGCUAAGAACCUCUUUCCAACAAUAUUUGAAACUCAGAAUGUGUUUUGGAGUGAAUGUGACUGAAACUGUUAACUAAUAUAAGUCACAAAUGUUUAACAAAAACCAAAUGUGCACACUUUGUUUACCAUUGCCUUGGGAAAUUUGAAUAAAUCACAUUUUUGUAAGCCAACCUCACUUUUUCCUUUUUGCUCAUUUAUAACAUAUAGUCUACUCUUACCAGCUUGAAGAAACAAUGGUAUUUACUGCUUUUUAUAAAGAAAUACGAUUAAUAUUAUGCAUAAUUGACUUCAGCCUUUUGGCCUGCGGCCCUCCACAAUAUUUUCUAUUUCUCAUGUGGCCCCAUGGAAAAAAUAAUUGCCCACCCCUGCUCUACGUCAAAGUGGUCAGCAACCCACUGCAAGGCCUUACCCCUCAACCAAAGCACCAUAUACGACACCUUGUCGAACUCUGAGGAUUUCAAGUCCAAACAACGGGCACAGUUCCGAAUGAACUCCACACAAAGGUCUGGAUCACCAUCGUAAUAGAUCUCCUGUGUACCUGGAGUUCCCGCUGGGUCCUGUGUUGGUGGUCGGUCCAUUCUGUCACGUUUAGGGAGCAGGAGGUUAGGACCCAAGAUGCAGAACCCAGGAUGACAAGAGGCAGGAGUUGAAUUGUAAGUGAAAAUCCUUUAUUUUGAGGAAGAACAAAAAUAAAUCCAAACGGAGGGAGCCAAAAUCCAAGAAUCCAGGGAGUCAAAAACACCAGAGGAACGAGCAGACUGACAGGACUAAUAACGCUGACAAGCAACAACAAGCAAACAUUAAUGGACCGACAAGAACACAGAGACAAGGAGGGCUUAUAUAGACAGGGAGGAGCAAUUAGGGAAACAGGAAGCAGGUGUGUGGAGUGAGGCUGGAGGGAAGGCAGGUGACAACAAUUAUCUGGAUGGGGAAGAGAACCAGUGGAGGGCAGAUAAACCUAACACUAUGUAAAACACAAAACUAAACCUAAAGACUAAGGGAAGAACUCACACAAACACAUACACAUACUGAGACACACAAACUAUGAACUGGGGAACAAGAGGCUGUGGCUAUAACUUAAGACACACAACAGAGAUGCAGACAAAGGACACAUGAGGGCGCUAAGAGAACACAAAAGGGAAUCCAGAGAGGGAUGGAGAAACAUUAGGAGACACAUGGGGAAAGACGCAGACAAAGGACACAUGAGGGCGCCAUGAAACACAAAAGGAGAACCUGGAGUGGGAACUGGAGGGCUGGGGAACAAAGGGACACAGAACAUGACAGAGAUAGAGAUUUUAAAAUUGAAUAAAAAUGGAUAACCUUGGUUUCACACUGUAAUCAUCACAUAAGCUUCGUAUAUAUGAAAUUGCAUUGCUGCAGUACUUUUAUUUUCAAAAUUACUGGGGAAUUACUGCGGAAAUUGACGUGUCACAGAAGCAGCUCGUGGCAAAAAUAGAACCCGAUCCUAUCUUUAGCGAUGCAGCGUGCUGCAUCUGGGGCACGCCUGAAACAGUCCGUAGACUAUAAUGGAUUCUAUUUGAACCAGUGAUGUUCCACUGCCGUUCUGCGCAUAUCUCCUCAGGAGAGCUAAAAUUUCUGCUGCUUGGUGGUAUUUUAAACCGGACAGUGGAGGCAGAGCUACAGACACGUGUAAUGCGUGCAUACUGAGCAUUCAACAUGCUGGUAAAGACACAGCUCCAUGAUUCGCUGCCAUCAAACAGACUACCUUUGUCGUCGGCUUUUCCCGUCAGGCAUCAAAAAAGCAAAUCACUGGUUCCCAUUAAUCCCUUUAACAGUCAUAGUUCACAGUGAAGUCAGACAAAAACAUGAAGCCAGCUGCCAGCCUCCAGAGAAUGUUACGCUGAUAAACAAAGAGAAAUAGCCAACAGACUGUAAAACAUCUGGGUUUCUAGUUCUCCUGCACCACUGGAGCUGCGCUGGAGCUACAGGUGUUAUGCAGAGAAAAGUUACCCUGCCUGCUCCAUCAUGGGAACACGCAUUGUUCAGUACAGCUGCAUAUAAAGGGAGUAAACAACUUGAAAUAAGAACAACAGCGCUACUUUAAAGUACCGCAUAUUCACAAUAUAAACACAUUUUCUAAUCAGUGUACUUCCUAAAAUUUAUUUGCCUUUUUUUCUUAUUUUAAUGCUUUUCUGAAAAGUAUCAGAUCGGGACUCGGUAUCGGCAGAUGCUCAAAAUCAAAUGACUCGAAAUCAGAUGGGGGUAAAAAACGUGAUCUGAACAUCCCUAGUUUUAAUGGUCCUGUUAACUCAAACAACACUUUUUAAAAAGCAUUAUUUAGUCCUAGGGCAAUUGUUUUUUCUACCAAAUGACCAUUUAACCAUUUCCUAUACCAGCUUUAUAGUUCUGUUGUCAUGCUGGUAAUGAACGAAUGAGUUUGACAUUGAGAGGCUCACAAUAAAGGGAUCACUACACCCUUCACAGCAUGCAGUCAGCCUCUCGUCAAGCCCCAUAUUGUCUCUGCCACCAUUGUUAAAGCUCCAAAGAUAAUGAAAGAGAAAGGCAACAGGAGAGCAAUAUCACCUUGACAACACAUCACUUUCAUUUGUGCUCCCUCCAUCUGUCUCCCUUUCAUUUAUUUUUUUUCAGCAAAGCUGAGAUUCAACAUGUCUGGUGUCUCCUCUUCGACCUUUUCAACAUCUGUUUUAUUUAGAGUUUUUGGCUUGCGGUCUUAUUGGUCAGAAUAAAAGAACGUUGUUAUGUAGUUGGUUGUUGCCCAACAGGAGUCAAAUCUAGACAGUGAUCUAAGAAAGCUUUCACAGGUAGAUGUGACUACAGUUAUGUGAAGCUACAUGGAAACACUAACAUUAGGAUAAGCUUUCGAGCAGCACAUUAAGAGAAGAAAUUGACAGACUGAUAAUAGCACAGAAAAAAACUAAAUGAACAAAUGACACACUGGCUGAGUAAGGCCAACUUUUUUCCUCUCUUUUCCUUAUUCUAUUUUCAGCUGAUUUAGUCUAGUUAGAAGAUCCUCCAUCCAGUCAAUAGCAAUAAUUAAUUGGCUGACCGCUGGAGAGAAUGAAGAAAAAAGGCAAUAAUUGCUUUCCAGCUGUCAGGAUUGGCUGAACAGACUUGUUGAGAAAUACUGGUUUGGUAUGCUUCUACUAAAUGGGUGAAUAGAUUAUUAUUUAAAUGUAGUUACUAAAUUCUGUUGAAUUAAUUUAUAUGGUUCUUGGAAUUAAAAUAUUCAGUUUGAAAUGGGAACCUUAAGUGAAUUGCAACAAUGUGACCCUUGAACAGGAUUAGAUUCUCUGACCUUUGCUCAUUUCCUGUAACUCUGGGAUUACAGUUAUUAAUCUAAAGCAUGGUUUAUUAUUUAUCCAUUUACCAUUUUUGACCCCAAAAAAGGCCACUGUUAAAUGUUUUUCCUAUAGAAGUUUUUUUUAUUGUGUAGCAUGAAUGAAGUCAUCACCAUAAAUGUUUUAGCCUGACUAGCCAUUUAACGCUCCCAUUCAAAUAACUCCACCCACUGAGAAUUCUAACCAAGCCAAUCAGUUCUGAGCAGCGUACUUCACACAUCGCAACGCUCAAUGACGAUGGCGUCUGAAGCGGAGUUUGCUGCAGCUCUUUCCUCUCUUCUAAAUGACUUGGAAACGUCUUUAAAACCACAAUAUGAAGAAGUGCUAAAAGCCUUUUUCUGAAAAAAGACAUUUGCGCCGUCGCCAGAUGCCAUUUUUCACUACAGCUAAAGAACAACAACGUUGCCUGGUACAGUCGGCAUUUCCACCUUUUUUCUGAUUGGUUAUUUUAGAGCUGGCUAGUCCUGCCCCUCAUGUUCAUCUCUGCCUGUGAAUAACCAGACAAGUUAUCUGUGUAGAAUUAAACAGAGGAUGAGUCUGGCAGGUCAGGCUAUAAAUUUUUCUUUUUUUACUUAUGAAUGAAAAAAAAGCUAUUACGGAUGGAUAAUGGAAUCAGUUCAUUACAGCUUCCAACUCAGUUUGUAUCGUGCACAUCUCUUUAAAAUGUUUUAAGUAUCUUAAAAGCAGCAAAAGAGAAGGGCAAUGAAAUGCAAAUGUAAAUGUUACAGUUUUUCCUUCCAGAUUUUUCUUUCUUAACUUUUGGAAGUCUUACCAGGUGUUUCCACUGGAUGUGUGAGCGGUAAGUCCACAAAACAUAGUAUGCAGCAAUGAGCCACCAUUAUAGUAGGUAUGUGUUUCCACUGGCCAUGAAGAGUUGCAUGGUGAUGGGUUGCUUUGAGUCUAGUUUUUAUGCACUACACUUCCAGAACGUGUCAAGCUGAGCAGUUGGGAUUGAGCCAGACAGGGAGUCAAACAGGAAAGCAUUUGGAAACUUUGAAAAAAAAGUUCAGAUUUUCAAUUGAAAAAAAAAAGGAACAUAAUUACACUACUGUAACCAAAGUAAAAAGAACAGAAAUUAAAGCUGCAAGCAGCGUCGUUCGGCCAUCGCAGCUCCACGCCGCUCCAGCCUGGCCGGCAGCCCGGUGCACCCGGUCACGUUCGCGGAACAUAAAUGUCGACCACCCCGACGCCAGAAACCGCGAACGGUGUCCUUGUUUGCACCUCACCCUGACUCAGCAUCUCCUCUGAGCCCACCAUUAAAUUACAAAUCUGACCACUAGGGGAUACUUUAUCUUUACCACAAUGGUGGUGUGAUGACACAGACCAAGUUUAAUGCUAUUCUGACCACGUUUUUUGAAGUUAUUGAAGGUUAAAGUUAUCUAGGGGGCGCUGGGACCAACUACAGAAAAAUCCCAUUGAGGUCAGCUUUGGUUGACAAAGGUGGAUUUCUGUUAUUUUGGCAUAAAUCAGAUAUUGUGCGUGUUAUCUAGAGCCAGAGAGCCAAAAGGGGGUGGAGCUAUAUGGAUUUGAACCAACAACCACAUCAAUGUGUUUGGUGCAGUUAUGUGAUGACACAAGCAAAGUAUAAUGCCAUUCUGACCUUGACUUUAGAAGUUAAUGAAGUUUGAACCUAUCAAGGGGCGCUGUGACCAUUUACAACUAAAUCCCAUAAAGGUCAUCUUUGGUCAUCAAAGAUGGUUUUCUGUUAAUUUGGCAUCAAUCAAACGUUGCAUGGGUCAUCUAGAGGCAAAAGGCUUAAAGUGGGCAGAGUUAAAGUGAUUUGAACAAGUGAGAACAUACAUGUGUUGAUUGCAGUUGCGUGAUGACUCCCACCAUGUUUGAUAUAGUUUGGAGCUUUUUUGUAAAAGUUACAAAGGUUUUAUUGUAUAUAGGGGGCGCUGUCCCAAAUUUAGGAAAAUAUCCCAUGGAGCAGUUUGUAGGUUCAUAACAAUCAUUUGCGUGUAGUUUGGUGUGAAGUGCAUCAGGCAUGUGUUAUUCAGGGCCUAAUGUCUCUCAAGGGGUGGAGCUAAAGUGAUAUCAACCAAUGACCACAGGAUUGUGUUGGGUGCCUUUGUGUGAUGACACAUAGCAAGUUUGGUGCAGUUGCGACCUCGUCUGUAGGAGUUAUUACAGUUGUAAAGGCAUGUAGGGGGCACUGUGGUGAUAUUAUACAAAGUUCACCAACCGUUUGUGCCUUAUUGGCUAAAGGGCAUGAUUGUUGAUUGUCAUGUUCACUCUCGUGCAGAUCGGAGGCUGUUUGUGGAAGUUACAGUCAAACGUAAGGUCAUGGCGUCACGCCAGAAUUCGCAGUGGCAUCAAAGCCCCUCCCUUUCUGGAAAGCAAUCAAAACUGAAUGGUCAUUACAGCAUCAUGAAGACAGACCUUAGUGUCAUGUUGACUAAAUUAGAGGGGACAAAUAUGGGCAUUUCACCAUAAAACAAUUGACUUCCUGUUGUCAGGGGGCGGGGCUUAGCUAUCCACAUUGUCAUUGUCUUGACAUGUGGUCAGUGAUCACAUAAACAAAGUUUGAUAUAGAUCUGAUUAUGUGCAUUGGAGUUAUUACGUCAAUGCAUUUUGUAGCAAAAGGUCAAUGUUUGAGGCUUAGCCACGCCAACACCUUUCAACUUUUGAAAAAUCCGAUGGUUGAAUUUUUCCCCCCCUGUCUUAAGAGUAUAUAGCAGAAGUUUAAAGGCGAUCAUUGAAAAUGGUGACAGGGCAUCACUCUCCAAACGACGUGUGCGAAAACCACUAAAUCGAGUACUUGGACCAAAAUGGCCGACUUCCUGUGCAACAUUAAGCUUAGCUCCAAGAGACUUUUUUGUAGGUCCUGAGACACUACAUUAGUGUACCAAUUUUUGCAAUCCUCAGUCAAAGCAUGGCUUGGGGCUGAGAGUUUUAAUGGUCCUAGGGGGCGCUAUUUCAGAAAAUAGGCCACGCCCACCAACCUAUACAUUUAUUUCCAUUUGGGGUCAUACUAGGAUCACUCACCAGAAAUUUCGUGGCAAUAUCGUGAUAACUGAGGAAAUGAGAGAAAAACGUAUUUCCAUGGCGUGAUGGCGAAUGUUGCCAUGCUCCCAAAGCCCCACCUUUUUUUUAAAAUCUGCCAGUACUGGAGACCAAGUGACCUCAACUUGUCUAGUGCUAUUUGCCAGAAAUUGCUGGUGAUUGGGUGAAAGGAGUCCUAUAGGGAGCUGUGAAAAAAAAAGUGGCAUGGAGACAGGUCAAAGUUUGAGGCUUAGCCACGCCCACAUCUUUCAACUUUUGAAAGAUCCAACAGCUUGAUUUCCCCCCCCAUGUCUUAAGAGUACAUAGCAGAAGUUUGAAGGUGAUCGGUGAAAAGGGCGAGGGGGCAUCAUUCUCCAAACAAUGUGUGCGAAAAACACAAAAUCGAGUACUUGGACCAAAAUGGCCGACCUCCUGUGCGGCUUAGCGCUUGGCUCCAAGAGACUUUUUUGUAGGUCCUGAAACACUACGUUAAUGUACCAAAUUUCGUAAUCCUCAGUCAAAGCAUGGCUUGGGGCUGACUGUUUUAAUGGUCCAAGGGGGCGCUAUUUAAGAAAAUAGGCCACACUCACCGGAUUUUCACAUCAGAUUUUUGGGGGGGGGGCCAGACUAGGAUCACUCACCAGAAGUUUUGUGACAAUAUCUUUAGAAAUGACGAAAUGGGAGGCAAAUGUAUGACCACAACGGUACGCCUGACUUUGCCGCAGCGCCACAGCCCCGCCCUCUCUUGAAAACUCCCAUAAAGUGACGCCAAGCAACCCCCAAUUGUCUUGACUUACCAGCUACAAAUUUGUGGUGAUUAAAUGAAAUGGGGCGAUUUGGGACCUAUUACAGUAAAACUUGACCUUUUUGGUCCUGAGGGGGCGGGGCUUUAGUGUUGUCAUCAUCCCACCAUUCAGUUUAGUUUGUGGCUAGAUGUCGAAUGACCACAGAAAUGUUUGUAACUCUACUCUAUUCGAGUAUGAAGUUAUAGCCUUUUAUAUUUUUCUGGCAAGUAGUCGAACUUCGAGGCCUGGCCACGCCCCCUCAGCAUAUAUGAAAAGUCAGUUUUAUUUUUUGUAUUUGACCGCCCAUCCCUUCUGAGCAAUUUGCCUUAACUUUCGAGAUGAUCGUGCGAAAAAUGAUCGAGUAAAUCAAUCAGAAGCGGACCCUAGAAACGGUCAAAACGGGGUCAAAAUCACCACUUCAAAUCAAAAUGGCCAACUUCCUGUUUGAUGUUGACCAUGGUUGCAAGAGGCUUUUCUGUGCGGACUGUUAAGUACUACAAGAGUACAAAAUUUCAUAACUGUACGAAAAACAAAGUAUUAUAGAGGGGGGUUUUUCACAUUGUAGCGGGCACUGUGGAGCUAGUUUAAUAGCGAUUUUUUUGGGACCUUUAAAAUACAAAAUUUUACACCACGCCUGACAUGUGUGCAAAAAUUCCUGAGUUUUCGGGUAUGGUAAGGCCUCCAAAAAGCCAAUUUACUUGGCAGAAGAAAUAUAAACAGAGCAGAUACAAUAGGCCUUCGCAGCGCUUUCGCUGCUCGGGCCUAAUUAAACCACAGACCUAUUUAGAUGCAUGCUGCCAUCUUUUCUUCUUGCUUAUUAUUGCCUGAACUUCAAAAAUCACAUGUGGUCUUGCAAUUUUCUAUUUAUUUUGUGACCUCGCAGGACCGGUGUCAUCGAAUAGUAUCACUACCAUUUUGUUUCAUAAAUGCUCCAAGUGGGAAGGGAGCCCGCAUGUAAAAUGCAUCUAUUACGUUAAUCACCACUAGGCAUCAAGUGGAAAGGCCGAGUCACACAGAAAGGAUUAUACCUCUAUGCUUUAUCAUAGAAAAACCCACACUAAUCUGUUUACCUUUUUUAUUUUUGUACCAAUUAUUGGAAAAACUCCCCUGAAGAAAAUACUGUUUACUAUAAUACACACAUAGACUUUUUAUAAUUUUCUAACAGCAUGAAUUUCACAUUUUCUAAAUUUUGAAGAAAAGUGGCAACAGCAUGACACAAGAUGUAGACUCACUAACUUAGCAACUGAAAUUUUCCUGGGUGCAAUUGAAGUAAGAGAUAGAUGUACCAGAGCUACUGGCUUUCUCUUUGGUAUCAUGCUGCAGGCAGCACACCACUUUGACAGUCUAAAUCUCAAAAACAGAUGGACCAGUGCCUUAAACUUGGCACAGGGGUUAUCAGCAAAAAAGUGUUUCUGUGACAGCCCCAGCAGUAAGAGGGACACCGCACAAAAUCAACUUCUAUGAAAUAUGUCAAAGAAAAAAAAAAAUACUUGCGUAUUGGUUUCAAGAUUAGCUUUUGUUAAGGUAUAUGAAAUAAAGCUAAAUAAAUAAUAACAGGUUUAAUCUUGCAAAGUGUGUUUGAUUAGCUUGAAUCCAACUGCUGUGGACAUAUUUUAAAACGUUCAUGCAGAGAAGAGUUAUUGAACAAAUUCAAGAAACCCCUAAGAAAUGUUUGAAACAGCUGUAUUCAUCAUGCUGACCAAGACAAAAAUCUAAUUUAAAGGUGAACAUAAAAAUAAAACAAUUAGUAAUACAAAUACUUAUUUCAAGAAAUUAUUUAGGGUGUCCAUAUGUGCUCUUGGCACCAGGUUGCAGUUUGAUGGACUGUGUUGUUGUCUCAUCUGAUCUGUGGGUGCAUGUAUCGGACAAAUGGGUAAAAAGAGGAGUAGAGCCGCCAACUGACCACUACCUGUUGGUGAGUUGGCUUUGAUGGUAGGGGAGGAGGCCGGUUAGACCUGGCAAGCCCAAACGUGUUGUUAGGAUCUGCUAGGAACGUCUGGUAGAGGCUCCUGUUAGAAGGAGCUUCAGUUCCCACAUCUGACAGAACUUUGAGUGCAUCCUGGGGGAGGCAGGAGACAUUGAGCCUUAGUGGCCCAUGUUCCAUGACUCCAUUGUCAGGCAGCCAACUCGGAACUGUGGUCCCAGGGUGGUUGAUGCAUGUUGUGGCACCAACCCUCAAACCUGAAUGUGAGGUUAUCAGUAUGGAUGUAGAGAAAAUGAACGGACACGAAUGACCGUGUGUUAACUGUAUAUUUUUUGGUGGCGCCACUUAGAAACUCAGAAAAGGUAAUUGUGGCCGUGUGCAGAACGCAGCUGGAGUUCAUGAUCAGUGGUCUGCCUACCGCUCUGCAUCUCUGCCCAAAAGAAUCCCCGCUACUCUGAGUCCAUGUAAAUAAUAUAAUAUAGGUAGAAACUGGAUCUCUUUUGUGCUCCUUCUGAGUGUGUAAGUUGAGGGCAUCAGGGGAGCCUGACAACCUUUAAGGAGAACAAAGUUGCUCUCCUGUAAUUUGAACCCAGUAUCCAACUCCGGAUCGGGGCUUGGAUCGGGAAGUAAAGCCCGAGUCCCGAUCAGUCUGAAACCACGUGAUCAGGGCCAAUUUCCGAUCAUCCCUGGUUAUCAGAACCUUCGUAUCUGGAGAAACGACCAAGAGUGGAUCUAUCUGAGCACCUAGGAGUGAUUCAAUUAACCCGGCGUGGUUCAAUUUGCCUGGCCUGGCAGCGCCGAACCCGGCAUGGUUACGCCGGCCCAGCCUAGUGGUACCGAGCCUGAAGUGGUUCUAUUGGCCUGACCCAGCGGCACCGAGCCCGGCGUGGUUCCAUCCGCCUGGCCCGGCAGCGCCGAACCCAGCGUGGUUACGCCGGCCCAGCCCAGCGGCACCGAGCCUGACGUGGUUCUAUCAUCCCGGCCCAGCGGUACCGAGGCUGGCGCGGUUCCAUCGGCCCGGCCCAGCAGCGCCGAACCCGGCAUAGUUCCGGCGACGGGUUCUGGCAACAUCGACUAUGGAGGGGUCCUGCAGAGCCAGGCCCAACAACAGUCAUUGCGUCGCGGUGAGCACAGGACCAGAGGACAACGGUUGCAGAUGAGUGGAAGAGAUGCCAGGAGGAAGAGCUGGUGGACGAGGUACAGAAAUGGCCACAGAAGACCUGGAGGAGAUCAAACGAUCUCUGAACUUUAUGUCAGGUGAACUGUCAAAAGUAACAUCACAGCAGGAUCAGUUAUUGAGACUGAUGGCGGAGGUGAAAUAGCUUAAAAUACUGUUAACUGAAAAAGAUAAGAAGAUUUCGGACUUAGAGCAAAGAGUUGAUGAACUUGAACAAUAUACAAGACGAGAGGUUUUGGUGAUAAUGGGACUAGAAACCCGACACAGAAGCUAUGCAAAAGCAGUAGCAAAUCACGACGCAGCAGAAGAGGCUUUAGACAAAGAAACUGAGUUCUGAAUGGGAGUGAAUUUGGUCUGCCUUAAACUAACAAAGUUGGUUCUUAUCAAAAACACAUGAGACGCAAUCUGUCGAGUCUACAUACCCUGAUCGAAGACCCCCAUGGUAGAUCCGGAAUGUUGAGGUCCGGGGACCCCAGAGGUACCGAAGUCCAUAGAAGAAACCGCAGUGCCGACUUUCCCGGUCUCGAGUUGUCUUCAGGUCACGACAGUUGUUAUUUGCGUCUUAGGAAUAACUCUUAAGGAGUUGAAGUUGGUUCAGCUUUGUUCUGAAGGAACCAUUUGCGGUCAGCUGUAGCUUGCAACAAACAGGCUUUUGACAGCUUGUCAAAAGAUGCUCUGGGUUAAAGAGGUUUUGCCCCGGUUGGCCGGUCCAGAACUUUCUCAAGAACUCACAAGAACUAGAACUAGAACUGGAACUGACUCACGGUGACUUGAGCUCUGUUUUUGUGAUAAUCAUAUUUUGAUUUUCUAACAAAUCAGAAUUUGACAUGUAGAAGGAUUUUUACCAACAAACCUCAGAAAACACACCUUGCGUCAGAUACAGGAGUUCUGAUUGGUGGAACAGAAAGCAAUGUGUCAGCAUAUUAGCUUAACCUUGGCAUCGUUACGUGUCUGAGUGUGUGAGCUGUCAGAGAUAGUGAUUCACUUGUUAAAUCUAAAAUUACUGUUCAUAACAUCAUAAUAUUCAUCCACAGUAAUUUAACACAGAUUAAUCAAAACAUUGUUAUUAUCCUUCAGUCAUUAUUGUUCAUUCAACCAUAUGAUUAUUUACUCGUCUUGUUCAUUAUAUGAUUUAAUAUUGAAAGUUCAUCCGUCUUGUGCUGUGAAUCAAACCAGUCUUAGAUAAGAGUGAGCUUGGAAAGACCUUGGCGAGGCAACAGUAUCUUCUUGCAGAUUAAAGCACCAGUUAAGACCUAUGUCUCCAAAUGACCCGAUACUGAAGAGGUGACCCGUAGAUUGAAAAACAGGACCAUUUCCGGAGGCUUCAGAGUGAAGAGGUGGAGGGAGUAAUGAAAACGUGUGCGGCUUAAGCAAUAACAAAGUCGUGUGUCACUAUAAACAAGGAUUUUAUUACAAAACUCAAGUGGACUAAGUGUAUUUACAAUAAAAGGGGAUAUUUACAUAAGAAUAAACAAAGGAGCUAUUUACACAAGGAUUAAUAGAAAACGCCAGCCCAGAAAGGGUUGGGCACACUAACGGAAAUAAUCCACAAAAACCCCAAAACAAAUGGAGCAGUCCUGUUAAACAAAGACUCUCUGACUAAUCCGAAUCUAAAUGUAUCUCACAGAACAAGUUUACUAAACAAAGCUAACGAUCGGUCAAGCACGUGAGGAGAAGAGAGAAGUGAAAACACCUCCAUCUCCACACUUCCCUGUUGCCUUCUCCCCUUCUCAGCCCAGGUGACAUCCUUUUACCAGCUGUGGCGUGAUUACAAUCACACACAGCUGGGCAACUAGAGAAAGGAGCCAGGUGAGGACGGUGCCAUUGAGACCAUCUGGUGGCCGGAAAGGGGAGCAUCUGUAACAGGGUGGAUGAGAUCUUCCUGGAGAGGAGGGUCCAUGGCUUAGGGUCCAUGGCAUGGUUGAACCUUAAAUUCAGGAGGAGCAAUGUGGUUUUCAUCCUGGCCGUGGAACACUGGACCUGCUUUAUACCCUUAGGGAGGUCCUGGAGGGUGUGUGGGAGUUCGCCCAACAAAUUUACAAAUGUUUUGUAGUUCGACCAUGUCCUUCAGGAAUCCCUGUGAGGGUAUUCUGGAUGUAUGUGGUACCUGGCCCUUUGAUAUAGGCUGUUAGGUCCCUGUCUGAUCAGUGCCAGACCUUUGUCUGCAUUGCCUGCAAUAAGUCUGGCUUAGUCCCGUUGAGAGUUGGACUCUGCCAAGGCUGCCCUUUGGCAACAAUUAUAUUCGUAUCUAUUAUGGACAGGAUUUCUAGGCACAGCCAAGGUGGUGAGGGGAUCCGGUUUGGUGGCCUAAGGAUCAGAGGUCUCAUUUAUAAAGCUUGCUUAUGCACAACAAGAGGUCGGAAAACUGCGUAAGGAACUUUCCACACAAACUUUGGGAUAAAAAAAAAGUUGUGGAAAAAUGUGUGCAACUUUAAGUUGACUAAGGACCUGGCAUACGCACAUUUUGGACAUUGGAGAGCACCUGCAGUGCUCACUGAUGGCCACAAGUUUUGGGUGGUGACUGAAAGAACGAAAUCGCGGAUACAAGCUACCAAAAUACAUUUACACUGCAGGGCAUCUAUAGAUUGGGUGAGGAACUUGUUCAUUCAGGAAGGGCUCAGAGAAGACCUGCUGCUCCUCCACAUGGAUAGGAGUCAGUUGAUGUGGGUUGGGCAUCUAGUUAGGAUGCCUCCUGGGCGCCUCCCGGGUGAGGUUUUCUGGGUGCAUCAAACUAUGAGGACACCUAAAGGAAGACCCAGGACAUGUCAGAGGGUCUAUGUUUCUCAGCUUGCCUGGGGGUGCGCUAGGAUUUCUGCUGGCUGGGGAAUUGGAAAUCUGGGGCUCUCUGAUUAGACCACUUCCCCCGUGACCAAGUGUAGGAAAAUGGAUAGCAAUUAUUUUUUUGAUUAUGUUUCUUUUUAUAAAUAUAUUAGGUUUUUACUACAAUUCAUGACAUCUAAAGAAAGUCUUGGUGAGUUUUAGUCUCUGCCACACUUAACAUUAACUUUUUUUUAGCAUCAGACAGUUGUUUGAGCCACAGCCUUCGAAGUUGCACUAACAAACAUCUGGCUUCCAAGGAAAUGAAGGACACACUACCAGUGGGAAUUCAAAUUCACUCAUCUAGGAGAGGAAAUGCCAGCAAAUGAACUGGGAACAUCUGGUUAACGAUUGCAGACGUGUUAGUAUUGACAAUUGUGUGUCUUUAAGCAGAUUCAGAAGACUCCUGCACAGUGAACUAAAAUGCAUACACACAAAUAAUAGGUCCGAUUUCUCAGCAACUAUUUUCUUGGUACCAAGAAUUUGUUUCCAAGAAAUUAUACAAGCUUAUCAGAAACAAAAGGUACUCGCGUGUUGCAAAAACGAAUACCGAGAAAACAUGAAAACAUUUGUGGAAUUGGUCCAAAAGUUUUUUUCUAAAAUCUUGAAGAAGCAGACUGUCAAUAUUUCAUUUAAAAUAAAUACCAACCAAUGGCUUUUAAACAAGACUAAAUGAAAGGACACAAUUGCAUUUGACUGACUUGGAAAUUUAAUGUUUCUACUCUUGACUUUUAUUAGGGACAAUUAAAAUAAUAGACUUUUUACAACUUUUUACAAUUUAAAAUAUAAUACAGAACACUUGUUUAAAAGGUCAGGAGAUCAGAUAUUGUUGUGUCCAUGGUCAACAAGGUCAAAUGAACAUAAGAGCUCAGUGCAGUUUUUCAGUAGAUAUUUUUUUCCACAAAUGAAGUCAAGUACAGAUGUUUGGUUGUUCUGUCUCAUCAGUGAGCUGCCCUGGUUUGCUGCCUGACAGCACACUAUAAAGGCUUCACAAUACCACACCUGUGGUUUGGAUCCAUUGUGCCAUUAAUGAAACUCCUGAGCCUAUUGUUGAGCAACAAAAUCUUAAAUCUUUACAGCAUUUGGCUAGUUUUUAUCAUACCACCGUCUCCCAAUCCCACCUGGUGCACGAGCUUUACCAGCCUUAUAAUUUGUGACAGGAAGGCUGAUUACACCAGAAUAUUACUUCAAGUCAUAUUCAGAUUUAAUCUGUUUCACAGGCUCGACGUAUAAAGCGCAAGGGCUCUCUCGCUCUCACUUUAAGACUUAUCGGUAGAAGGAAGGUGUGAAUAAAUGUCAGAGUUUUGUUCAGAAGUAACCAUCCAGAUGUUUUUGCAGCGCUGCAUACAUCUUUCCUCCCACACCACGUAGUUUGACGGAGCAGGUGCACUAAGUGGAGGUUUUUGAGGAAGCUUAAAGACAGAGCCAGUGACAGAGAGGGAGGA